Messenger RNA from Gallus gallus (chicken), 1872 nucleotides. RefSeq names its product basic helix-loop-helix family member e22 (gene BHLHE22). Gene Ontology annotation, molecular function: protein dimerization activity. The record is from RefSeq and is marked validated. NCBI's taxonomy places the organism in Eukaryota, Metazoa, Chordata, Aves, Galliformes, Phasianidae.
GCCAGCCGCCGCCGGAGCCCGGAGCGGAGCGGGGCCACCGGGCGCGGCGCAGCCCCGCCGGGAGCCGGGAGGCGCCUUCCGCCCGCGGGACGCCGGGGAGCCGCCCGCCGCGGCGCGGAGGAGCCUUGGAGGAGCGGGCCGGGAGCUGAGGGGGGCGGAGGAGGCGGAGGCGCCGAUGGAGCGGGCGCUGGGGCUGCCCGCGGAAGAGGACCUCUUCCACAAGAGCCUCGCCGCCUCGGCCAAGCGCAUGGAGUCCGCCUUCCGCUCGCCCCCGGGGCUCGACCUCUCCCACCCGCGCGACCGCCAGCCCUCGCCGCUCGCCUGCUACGAAGCGCCGGAGCCCGAGGCGCUGCUGCAGCCCGGCGUCGGCGGGGACCCGCUGGCGCUGCCGCCGGGCUCCGUGUGCGUCAAGUACGGCGAGAGCGCCAGCCGCAGCUCGGUGGCCGAGAGCAGCGGCGGCGAGCAGAGCCCCGACGACGACAGCGACGGCCGCUGCGAGCUGCUGCUGCGCGGCGCCGGGGGGGACCCGCGCGACGCUUCGCCGGCGGCGGGCGGCGGCGGCGGCGGCGGCGGCGGCGGCGGCGGCCCGGGAGGAGGGGGGGGCGGGGGGCUGAAGGCUGCCGAGGGCGGCUGCUCCAACGGGCACGGGCACGGCGGCAGCAAGAAGUCCAAGGAGCAGAAGGCGCUGCGCCUCAACAUCAACGCGCGGGAGCGGCGGCGGAUGCACGACCUGAACGACGCGCUGGACGAGCUGCGGGCCGUCAUCCCCUACGCGCACAGCCCCUCGGUGCGGAAGCUCUCCAAGAUCGCCACGCUGCUGCUGGCCAAGAACUACAUCCUCAUGCAGGCGCAGGCCCUGGAGGAGAUGCGGCGCCUCGUGGCUUAUCUCAACCAGGGCCAGGCCAUCUCGGCCGCCUCCCUGCCCAGCUCCGCCGCGGCGGCGGCGGCGGCGGCGGCCGCGCUGCACCCCGCCCUCGGCGCCUACGAGCAGGCGGCGGGGUACCCGUUCAGCGCCGGGCUGCCUCCCGCCACCUCCUGCCCGGAGAAAUGUGCCAUCUUCAACAGCGUCUCCUCCAGUCUCUGCAAACAGUGCACGGAGAAGCCUUAAGCCGCGCCGAGCCCCGCCGCCGCCGCCUCCGCCUCCGCCGCGGCCCCGGGGAGACGAGAGGGAAGGGAAGGGCGCCGGGGGGCCGCGGCCGGGCCGGGCCGGGGGGCGCGGGGGCGGCGGAGGGACUGAGAGCCGCCCGGGUCCCCGCCGCCCUCCGCUCCGAGCGCUCCGCGGGCUCCGCCGGGACGGGACGGCCGCGGGAGGGGGCCGGGGCGGGAGAAGGGGCGGCGGGGGGCGAGCCUCGCAGCGGGGAGUCGCGGGCUGAGCCCCGGCGGGGCCGCCGCGCGUCCGGACAAUGGGGCGGCUGAGAAACAGCGGCCGGGUGGGAGACAGAACGCGGGGACGGGGGAGCGGAGCCGUGUCCCGGCCCGCCCAGCACCGAGCGGUCCCGGUGACGGGGAGCGGAGGUGGAUGGGACGAAUCAGAGAGGGCACGAGAACGUAGGUUGGUUUUGGUUUGGUUUUUGGUUUGUUUGUUUGUUUGUUUUUAAUUAUUAGCAGCAUUAUUAUAAUUAUUCUGAGCCAGGAAACAAACCAACUUGAAAUGUAAACUUCUUAUUUAAGCGACUCGCAGAAACAAAGAGACUGGAGCAUUGCUUACGGAAGACUCUGUGUUUUUUAGCGUCUCGAAACUUUGAUCCCGUGCGAAUGCGCAAAGUUUUGGUGAGAGUGGUUUAAAAAAAAAAAAAAAAGAAAAGAAAAAGGAAAAAAAAGAAAGGGAAAAGGAAAAGGAAAAGAAAUAGAGAGGAAGAUUUUUUAAAAAGG